UACAGGAGAGCACUGACGCUGAGCACACACACCUCAACGGAGACGCACCAGACAUAUCGGGAGUUAUUAGACACAGUAUAUCAGAGUAUUAAAGCAUCAUGCCGGCCACAGAGAAAGACCUGGCGGAGGACGCGCCGUGGAAAAAGAUCCAGCAAAACACCUUCACGCGCUGGUGUAACGAGCACCUGAAGAGCGCCAACAAACGCAUCGCGGACCUGCAGCUGGACCUGAGCGACGGACUGCGCCUCAUCUCACUGCUGGAGGUGCUCAGCCAGAAGAAGAUGUACAGAAAAUACCACCAGAGACCCACAUUCAGACAGAUGAAGCUGGAGAACGUGUCCGUGGCUCUGGAGUUUCUGGACAAAGAGAACAUCAAGCUCGUCUCCAUCGACAGCAAAGCCAUUGUGGACGGCAAUCUGAAGUUGAUUCUGGGUCUGGUAUGGACACUCAUUCUCCAUUACUCCAUCUCCAUGCCUGUAUGGGAGGAUGAAGAUGACGAAGAAGCCAAGAAACAGACUCCCAAGCAGAGACUCCUGGGCUGGAUCCAGAACAAAGUGCCUGACCUCCCCAUCACCAACUUCAGUCAGGACUGGAGGAAUGGCAUGGUGUUGGGAGCUCUGGUGGACAGCUGUGCUCCAGGCCUGUGUCCUGAUUGGGAGAUCUGGGACUCCCAGAAGCCCGUGGAAAACGCCACAGAGGCCAUGCAGCUCGCUGACGACUGGCUCGGAAUUCCACAGGUCAUCGCUCCUGAGGAAAUCAUUGACCCCAGUGUGGAUGAACAGUCUGUUAUGACAUAUCUGUCACAGUUCCCCAAAUCCAAACUGAAGCCUGGCGCACCACUAAAACCCAAACUCAACCCCAAGAAGGCUCGCGCCUACGGUCCAGGUAUUGAGCCAACGGGUAACCGAGUGAGGCGUCCCGCUGUGUUUACGGUGGACACCUUCAGUGCAGGUCAAGGGCAGGUCACAGUCUACGUUGAAGACCCUGAGGGUCUCAGAGAAGAGAUCAAACCUGUGUUGAACGAAGGCAAGAAGACCUACAGCGUGACCUACAUCCCUCAGGUCAUGGGACCUCACAAGGUGACCAUACUUUUUGCUGGACAACAAAUCCCAAAGAGUCCAUUUGAAGUGAAUGUGGACAAAGCGCAGGGAGAUCCCACUAAAGUCACAGCUAAAGGACCUGGACUGGAACCACUGGGCAACAUUGCCAACAAACCAACCUUCUUUGACAUCUACACAGCAGGAGCUGGAGUGGGUGAAGUGACGGCCGUCAUUAAAGACCCUCAGGGUAAGAACAACACUGUAGAGGUCAUCAUUGAGGAUAAGGGGGAAAACGUCUACCAUUGCACCUACAAACCUGUGCAGGCAGGUCCCCACAACAUCAACAUAAUGUUUGGAGGAAUUGCCAUACCCAAGAGCCCCUUCACCGUCAACAUCGGCCCAGCAUCUGUGCCCAGUGCAUGUCGUGCCACUGGACGAGGUUUGCAGCCCAAAGGCGUUAGGGUACAACAGGUGGCUGAUUUUAAAGUUGACACUCGUAAUGCUGGCAGUGGCGAUCUAAAGGUCACAGUUAAGGGACCCAAAGGUCUAGAGGAGCCUAUAAAACAGAAGGACAUGUCAGACGGUGUGUAUUCUUAUGAGUACUAUCCACACACACCUGGAAAGUACACAGUCACCAUCACCUGGGGCGGUCAGCACAUUCCCAAGAGUCCUUUCGAGGUUCAGGUGGGCUCUGAAGCAGGAGCGCAGAAGAUCCGAGCAUGGGGUCCUGGUCUUGAGGGAGGCGUAGUGGGCAAGUCUGCAGACUUUGUGGCCGAAUCCAUCGGGACUGAUGUUGGCGUUCUUGGCUUCGCGAUCGAGGGUCCGUCUCAGGCCCGGAUUGAGUGUGAGGAUCAGAAUGACGGCUCGUGUAACGUGAGGUACUGGCCCACAGAAUCGGGCGAGUACGCAGUCCACGUCAUGUGUGACGAUGAGGAUAUUGAAGACAGUCCCUUCAUGGCGUACAUCAUCCCUGACAACAAAUCCAACAACCCCAACCAGGUCAAGGCGUAUGGGCCAGGAUUGGAGAAGACUGGCUGCAUCAUAAACAAACCUGCCGAAUUCACCAUUGAGGCCAAAGACGCUGGAAAUGGGCCUCUGAAAAUCAUCGCACAGGAUGCUAAUGGCGUCCCUAUUGACGUGAAAGUGAAGAACAAAGGAGAUGACGUCUAUUCCUGCUCGUACACGCCGACCUCAGCCAUCAAACACACACUGGCUGUGACCUGGGGAGGGGUCAGUGUGCCGAACAGCCCCUUCAGGGUGAAUGUUGGAAAGGGAAGCCACCCACACAAAGUGAAAGUGUUUGGUCCAGGAGUAGAGAAAUCUGGACUGAAAGCUCAUGAGCCCACACACUUCACCGUCGACUGCACAGAGGCUGGAGAAGGUGAUAUCAGUGUUGGAAUCAAGUGUGAUGCAAAUGUCAUCAGUGAACAGGAAGAGGAUGUUGAUUUUGACAUAAUUACCAAUGCCAACGACACCAUCACCGUCAAAUAUAUUCCCCCCGGAGCUGGACGGCUCACCAUUAAAGUGCUUUUCGCUGAUCAAGAAAUUCCAGUGAGUCCAUUCCGUGUUAAAGUGGAUCCAUCACAUGACUCCUCCAAAGUCAAAGCGGAGGGACCAGGGCUCGCUCGAGCAGGCGUGGAGAGUGGAAAGCCAACUCACUUCACCAUUUACACCAAAGGAGCCGGCAAGGCACCUAUAGAUGUGCAGUUUUCCGGGCCUAAUAAAGGACAACCUGUCCAAGACUUUGAGAUCAUUGACAACUAUGACUAUUCCUACACUGUCAAAUAUAUACCAGUCCAACAGGGAGAGAUGGUGAUAAUGGUGACCUUUGGUGGUGACCCCAUUUCUAAAAGUCCCUUCGCUGUGGGUGUUGCGGCUCCAUUGGACCUCAGCAAGAUCCAAGUGGAUGGCUUGGAAUGUCGAGUGCAAGUAGGUGAAGACCAGGAGUUUGCCAUUGGUACAAAAGGAGCUGGUGGUCAAGGUAAACUAGAAGUCAAGAUCACCAGUCCAUCAGGCAAGUCCGUGCCUUGUGUUGUGGAACCUCAAUCAGGUAAAGGAGACAGCCUUGUGAAGUACAUCCCCAAAGAAGAAGGCAUUUACGUUGUGGAGGUUGUCUAUGAUGGCAGCCCGGUGCCAGGAAGCCCAUUCAAUGUUGAAGCCAUGUUGCCCCCUGAUCCAAGCAAGGUCAAAGCCUUUGGCCCAGGUUUGAAGGGGGGCCUAGUAGCGAGCCCUGGAGAAUUCACCAUCGACACUAAAGGUGCUGGCACCGGUGGGCUCGGCCUUACCGUUGAGGGUCCCACUGAAGCCAAAAUUGAGUGUUCUGACAAUGGUGAUGGCACCUGUUCCGUGUCGUACCUCCCCACUGAGCCUGGAGAGUACCUGAUCAACAUUCUCUUCGAGGACGUCCAUAUUCCUGGUUCCCCCUUCCAUGCCGACAUCCAGUAUCCAUUUGAUCCCACCAAGGUAGUUGCAUCUGGCUCUGGGUUGAAGAAGGGUAAGGUAGGUGAGACAAGCGUAGUUAACGUUGACUGCGCCAAAGCUGGACCAGGAAAAUUGACACUGGAAGCGGAGUCUGAUUCUGGAGCUAAAGCAAGAACAGAAGUUCUAGACAACAAGGAUGGUACCUACACGGUCACCUACAUCCCGUUGACUGCGGGCAUGUACACUCUACUACUGAAGUAUGGAGGGAAGACCGUUCCCAACUUCCCUGCCAAAGUAAAUGUGGAUCCAGCUGUUGACACCAGCAAAGUGAAAGUGUUCGGACCAGGAGUGGUUGGAAAAGGAGUUUUUAGGGAAGCCACGACUAACUUCACCGUGGAUGCACAAGCUUUGACUAAAGUUGGUGGGAAACAUAUUAAAGCGCUUGUGACGAAUCCAUCAGGUGCUGCUACAGACUGCGUCAUCAAUGACAAUGCAGAUGGAACUUACAACGUGGAAUACACACCAUUUGAGAAUGGAGUCCACAGUGUGGCGAUUCUGUACGAUGAGACUCCAGUUCCAAAGAGUCCGUUCCAGGUUGGGGUGGGUGAGGGUUAUGACCCCUCACGAGUUAAGGCCAAAGGCCCUGGUCUAGAAGAAGCUCUGACCAACAAACCCAACAAGUUCUCAAUUAUCACCAGAGGAGCUGGUAUUGGUGGUUUGGGUAUCACUGUAGAAGGUCCAUCAGAGUCCAAAAUGUCCUGUAAAGACAACAAGGAUGGUAGCUGUAAUGUGGAGUACACCCCAUAUGUGCCCGGUCUAUAUGACGUCAACAUCACAUAUGGAGGAGAACACAUUCCAGGAAGCCCAUUUAAGGUACCAGUGAAGGAUGUUGUGGACUCCAGUAAGGUGAAGAUCUCUGGACCAGGUGUUGGUUCUUCAGUUCGGGCUAAAAUUCCUCAGAACUUCACAGUGGACUGCAGUAAAUCUGGAGUCGCUUCUCUCUCUGUGUCUGUGACAGGACCCAAAGGGGUGGCCGAAACAGUUGACAUCAAAGACAAUGGAGAUGGCACACACACUGUUGCCUACACCCCAUCUGUUGAGGGUCCUUAUUCUGUCGCAGUCAAGUACGCAGAUGAGGAAAUUCCACGCAGUCCAUUCAAACUUCGUGUUCUGCCCACUCACGAUGCCAGUAAAGUGCGUGCCAGCGGCCCAGGGCUGACCACAGGCGUCCCCGCCAGUUUUCCAGUGGAGUUCACCAUCGAUGCCAAGGAUGCUGGCGAGGGCCAAUUGUCAGUGCAGAUUACCGACCAGGACGGUAAACCCAAGAAACCCAACAUUCAUGAUAAUCGGGAUGGAACCUACAAAGUGUCUUAUGUGCCCGACAAGGUGGGCCGUUACACUAUUGUCAUCAAAUAUGGCGGUGAUGAGAUUCCAACUUCUCCGUAUCGGGUGCGAGCGACCUCUACAGGCGACGCCAGCAAGUGUACAGUCACUGGUCCUGGCAUCGGGCCGACCAUCGGCAUCGGAGAGGAGGUCGGAUUCGUGGUGAACACAAAAGGUGCAGGCAAAGGAAAAGUCUCCUGUAUCGUGGUCACUCCCGACGGAACUGAAGUGGAAGCUGAUGUCAUAGAGAACGAAGACGGGACCUUUGACAUCUUCUACACGGCACCUAAACCUGGGACAUACGUUAUUUACGUGCGGUUUGGAGGAGAGAACAUUCCCAAGAGUCCUUUCAAAGUCACGGCAACAGAUGAAGUUCCCAUGGUGCAACAGUCGUCAGUGCAACAGACAAAGACAGCACCAGGCGUCGGCUUCCAGCCCUGGGUUACGGAUGGUGCAUAUAUUCCUGCGAACAGUGUGAAUGGAACGGGAUACAGACCUUUUGAUAUGGUGAUUCCAUUUACGUUGAGCAAGGGUGAAAUCACAGGAGAAGUUCACAUGCCAUCAGGUAAGACAGCCCAGCCCGAGAUCAUCGACAACAAAGACGGAACCGUGACCGUGAAAUACUCUCCAACAGAAGCCGGACUUCACGAGAUGCACAUCAAAUAUAACGGCACACACAUUCCAGAGAGUCCUCUGCAAUUCUACGUCAACAAUGCAAAUAGCCCCAACGUGACCGCUUAUGGACCGGGUCUUGUGUACGGCAUCGCCAAUAAAACUGCCAUGUUCACCAUCUACACUGAAGAUGCGUCUGAAGGUGGUCUUGACUUGGCCAUUGAAGGUCCGUCUAAAGCCGAGAUCAGUUGUGUCGACAACAAAGAUGGAACUUGCACCGUUACAUACCUGCCCACACUUUCUGGAGACUACAAGAUACUCGUCCGAUACAAUGAGAAACAUAUCUCAGGAAGUCCCUUCACAGCCAGAAUCACAGAAGAUAACAAGAGAAAGUCUCAGGUAAAACUCGGCUCAGCUGCAGAUUUCUCUCUGGACAUCAACGAGACGGACCUCAGUCUUCUCACAGCAAGUAUCAAAGCCCCUUCAGGCCACGAUGAACCCUGUCUGCUCAAGAGACAACCCAACAACCACAUCGGCAUCUCUUUCAUCCCGAGAGAGGUUGGAGAGCACCUGGUGAGCAUCAAGAAGAAUGGUCGUCAUGUUGUAAACAGUCCCAUCACCAUCAUGGUGGUCCAGUCAGAGAUUGGAGACGCCAGCAGGGUGAAGGUCUUCGGUCAAGGACUGGUGGAGGGACGCACGUUUGAGAUGUCGGACUUUGUAGUGGACACGAGGGAAGCUGGUUAUGGCGGCUUGGCGUUGUCCAUCGAGGGUCCCAGUAAAGUGGACAUACAGACAGAAGACAUGGAAGACAGCACCUGUGGUGUCUCGUAUUGUCCUACUGAACCAGGAACCUACAUGGUGUCCAUCAGAUUUGCGGAGGAGCAUGUUCCAGGAAGUCCGUUCAGUGUGAAGGUGACCGGAGAAGGUCGUAUCCGUGAGAGCAUCACUCGUCGUCAGAAAGCAGCUUCUGUUGCCAGUGUUGGAAGUGUUUGCGAUCUGAACCUGAAGAUACCAGGAAUCGACAUCCACGACGUCUCCUCUCAGGUCACGAGUCCUUCAGGAACCACAGAGGAGGCGGAGAUCGUGGCCGUUGGCAACCACACCUACUGCGUCCGCUUCGUGCCCCAUGAGAUGGGUGUACACACGGUCAGUGUAAAGUACCGUGGGCAGCAUGUGCCAGGCAGCCCCUUCCAGUUCACCGUUGGGCCACUGGGUGAAGGAGGGUCCCAUAAGGUGCGAGCAGGAGGUCCUGGUCUGCACAAAGCCGAGGCAGGUGUGCCAGCGGAGUUUAAUAUCUGGACACGAGAGGCAGGUGCUGGGGGUCUGUCCAUCGCUGUCGAGGGUCCCAGUCGAGCAGAAAUCUCAUUUGAGGACAGAAAGGAUGGAUCGUGUGGCGUCUCCUAUAUAGCUCAAGAACCUGGCGACUAUGAAGUGUCUAUAAAGUUCAACGAAGAGCACAUUCCUGACAGCCCGUACCUGGUGCCCGUGUGUGCUCCUGUAGACGAUGCCCGCCGGCUUACUGUUACCAGUCUUCAGGAGUCUGGUCUGAAGGUGAACCAGCCCACCUCGUUUGCAGUGCGUUUGAACGGGGCAAAGGGCAACAUCGAUGCCAAAGUUCACAGCCCAUCGGGAGCUCUGGAAGAGUGUGUCGUGUCUGAACUAGAGCAAGACAAAUACGCCAUUCGCUUUAUCCCGCGAGAGAACGGCGUCCACGUCAUCGACGUGAAGUUCAACGGAACACACAUUCCCGGCAGUCCGUUCCAGGUGCGCGUAGGAGAGCCGGGACAGAGCGGAGACGCCGGACUCGUCACUGCUUAUGGACCUGGUCUGGAAAGAGGAACCACAGGUAACCAGGCCGAGUUUACCAUCAAUAACACUAAAGCUGGCAUCGGCUCUCUGGCCGUCACUAUCGACGGCCCUUCAAAGGUGAAGAUGGAGUGUCAGGAGGUUCCUGAAGGGUUCAAAGUUCAUUACACACCAAUGGCCCCCGGGAACUACAUCAUCACGAUUAAAUACGGAGGACCCAACCACAUCACUGGAAGCCCAUUUAAGGCCAAAGUUACAGGUCAGCGGCUGGUGAACGUGACUAAUGCCAGCGAGACGUCCACUCUGAUGGUGGAGUCCGUGACCAGAUCAAACGGCACAAACUAUCUCAGAACAUCUCCCAGAGCUUCAUCUGAUGCCAGUAAAGUUCUCAGUCGAGGUCCUGGUCUCAGUAAAGCCUUCGUUGGGCAGAAAGCAUCUUUCACUGUAGACUGCAGUAAAGCAGGGAAGAACAUGCUCCUGGUCGGCGUUCUUGGUCCUCAGACGCCCUGUGAGGAGAUCAUGGUGAAACACACGGGAAACAUGCAGUACAACGUCAGCUACAUCUUAAAGGAGCAGGGCAGCUACGUACUGGCUGUGAAAUGGGGAGAUGAGCACGUCCCAGGGUCCCCGUUCCACGUCACUGUCCCGUAAUUCCCUCCAAUAAACCCAAAACCCACUUUAGACACUGUAAAACAAAUUAUGGAAGGCAACAGUGGACAAAUCAUUCAGAACUCCUUAAUUCUGUUGAACUUUGCACUCUAUCAUGUUUUUUGAAGCAUCAUGACGUUGAUGUCGGCAUGUUAUGAUGCAUGAAUUGUACAAUUUUGAUUUGUUGGUUUUGGUUCAGAAUUGCAAAAUUUUAAGGUUCCUCUUUAGCUUCAGUGCUGGUCAGAAAUCAGAAUCGACCAUGUAUGAACAAACUGAUUGGGGUUUUCACACCCAAACAUUUAUUUACUACUGACACCGUCUUUAAUCGUUUGUCUUUACUCACAUAUUACAAUGUUUCCAUAUCUAUGUGUUUGAUUCUCACUGCAUAAACUGAACUGUGACUUAUUUGCUCUUACAUCAAAACAGGACUGUCACUAAUUCCUCGCUACACUUCAAAUUUAAAACGUAUUGCUGUACUUGUCUUAACUGGCUUCACUGCUACACGUUGAGUCGUUUACAGAUAAAGGAGAAAGUAAAUCAAACGUGCUGUACAGGAUUUCCUUUACUGUAUAGGAGUGCCCUCAUGACCAAAAGAUCCAGUAUUCUCAGAUGCUAGCUGAUUAUCAGACAUAUCCUAACAUCUCAUCACAGUGAAAGAUUUAUGCAGAUAUUUGCAUUUUUCCGACCUUUGUCUCAAAUUGUCUUAAUGAUAGUUUUGAUAUUCCAGUGGGGAAGAAUUUUGUAAGUGUUUUAAAGGCAAGGGGAGAAAUGUAAUUGUAUUUUGUAUUUGGCCAUUGGUGCCUUAUUGUGAAACACACAAAUAGAUUUGAUGUACAUUUGCUUGUUAAAACUGGAAUAAAGAAUUUGAAAAUGAUGUCUUGUUAUUUGU
Molecule: messenger RNA, 8799 nt
Organism: Xyrauchen texanus (razorback sucker)
Lineage: Eukaryota; Metazoa; Chordata; Actinopteri; Cypriniformes; Catostomidae
Product: filamin-B-like
Exons: 45
Coding region: 99-7913 (2604 amino acids)
Biological process (GO): actin cytoskeleton organization
Molecular function (GO): actin filament binding
Source: RefSeq, a predicted model, not a curated record